AUGGGUUUACGCCGAACGCCGCCUCCAGAGGCUGCGCCGGUAGCAGCAACGUCACGAGCAACAACAUCGCAAGGAACAACACCGAGAGCAAUCACGCCGAGAGCAACAACACCGAGGACUACGACGCCGAGAACGAGGACAAAACGAGCGACAACGCCAAGAUCAGGGUCUUCAGAUCCGACCGUCCAUCUCCAACGCGCUGCCGAAGUACUCCAAGUCCUCGACACCUUCGAUGCCUCCACGCGCGACGAAAUAACCAUCAUCAAGAUCUCCGAGCCUAUAUCAAGCGCAUUGCACUCAGCUGCAUCCAAGAACAACAUCAACAAUAGCAACAGUGACGGGUCACAGGACCAGCAACCAAGCAGCACCGCGCCGCGCACCUCAGACGUUUCCACCCACAGCGCCUCCUCCGCGCUCGAUGCGCCCACGCCCGCCAGCCUCGAGGCCGAGCUGGCGCACUACAAGGAACUCUUCGCCAAGCUUCGCUUCUCCUACGUCGAACAAGUCACCAAAGAAAAAUUUAUCCGCGCCAUCGUCGGCGACCCUCCGCUGAUCGUCACCCCCCAAGAGAAUGCCGACCUCGAGGCAAGCAACGUGGCCGCCAAGGCCUCGCUCAAGGCGCUCAAGACCGAAGUCGCGCUGCUCGUUGAAGACCUCGAGUCCCGAUCGCGGGAGCUCGCAGCGCGGUACGAGCGCGUAAAGCUGGACAGAGUCAAGCUAAGGGAGCUGCCGGCAAAAAUGGAAGAGCUGCAGAAGAGGGUGGACGAGUUGCGGACGAAGCAGGCCAUCCAACCGGGGAGUCUUCCGGAAAUGAACCUGCCGCUUGCGAAGACGGCGGUGCUGGUGGAGGAGCGGAGGCAGAAGGUCAGGGACCUGGAGAGGCAGGUGGAGCAGCUGUCCAGCCUGGCGCCGAGGAAGAGAAAGGAGAUGGAACGGCUGCAGAUGGAGGUUACGGCUUUGGCGGCGAAGAGGACGCAGGUGAGCGCUGCGGCAAGGGAGGCGAAGCGAAGGAGGGAGAACGCGCAGAAGGCCGGCGGGGCGGACGACGAGAUGGAGGCUAAGGGGCGGUGGUAUCGGGCGAGCGAGGCCGCUUUGAGGGAGAUGCUGGGCUUGAAGGAGUAA
Messenger RNA from Sordaria macrospora k-hell, 1122 nucleotides. RefSeq lists its product as uncharacterized. NCBI's taxonomy places the organism in Eukaryota, Fungi, Ascomycota, Sordariomycetes, Sordariales, Sordariaceae. Gene Ontology annotation, biological process: attachment of mitotic spindle microtubules to kinetochore; protein localization to kinetochore. The record is from RefSeq and is a predicted model, not a curated record. Gene Ontology annotation, cellular component: kinetochore.